Messenger RNA from Diaporthe batatas, 828 nucleotides. RefSeq lists its product as uncharacterized. The transcript is spliced from 4 exons. NCBI's taxonomy places the organism in Eukaryota, Fungi, Ascomycota, Sordariomycetes, Diaporthales, Diaporthaceae. Bases 1 to 720 code for a protein of 239 amino acids. The record is from RefSeq and is a predicted model, not a curated record.
AUGCUGUCAAAUGUGAGAGCCUUCUUUCCGCGGCAUGCGAUCCGAGCGCAUGACCUCUUACAUGAAGAUGUCUACUUCAACUCGUUUCUGCUCCAGGUCGCCAGCCCGCCCAUAUGGAACUGGCUCACGGCAAACACAGCCCUGGCCAACACGGCAGGCAUGCGCCAGCACGAGCACAAGGACACCCUGUUCGACCACCCGCAGUGCCCGUACUACAUCAUCGCCAACGUGCCGCUGUGCGACUUCUCGGCGGCCAACGGCGCGACCGAGUUCUGGCUGGGGUCGCACGCCGCCACCACGGUCGCGGACCAGCAGCCCGUGACCGACGCCACGCGGGCGGCCUGGGCGCCCGAGGCGGCGUCGGACCGCAUCCCGUGGAUCUCCGACGAGGCGAAGGAGGCGCGCCGGGCCGUGCGCGCCCCCGUGCAGCCCGCGGCGAGGCGCGGCGACAUCAUGAUCCGGGACCUGCGGACAUGGCACGCCGGGAUGCCCAACACCAGCGGCGAGCACCGCAUCAUGCUCGGGCUGGGGUACCAGAGCCCGGUCCAUCCGAACUACACGCAGCGCCUCCAUCUUCCCGUCUCGCAGCAGGGCUUCUUCCUCGGCCGUGCGCGUGGCAGGGUCGAGGUCAGGGCCAACUUCUACGAUGAUGAGGUGCUGGAGAAGAGCAGGCCGGACCUGGUGUUCGACCCUCGGUCUCGGUUCUCGGAGGACGAGUAGGAGCUGUCUGUCCAUGACAGUGACGCUGCCGAGGUAAUUAAUUACUGGACAAACUGUCGGAGCAAGGCGGCGUGCUCCUGGUCUGUCAACGGCUGAGGCCGAGUUCAU